Molecule: messenger RNA, 1616 nt
Organism: Paramecium pentaurelia
Lineage: Eukaryota; Ciliophora; Oligohymenophorea; Peniculida; Parameciidae
Source: the annotation of a GenBank genome assembly
AUGUUUUCAUAGUGGUUCUUAUUAAAAAUAAUAUAGUUAUAGGCUGAAAAUCAAUUUGAAAUUGUAUACACUGCUUUCAGUGAAGGAAAUUUUAAUAAAGAGGGUAUAUAAAUUAAUUAUAAUUUAGGAUGGCUCAUUGAAGUCCCCCAUAGCACAACUUUAUUCUAAAAAUGUGGCAAUGAGACUAUGUUUGGAGGUUUUUCAACUUUCUCUAGUGAUACAUUAAUUACUUAAAAUUCAAGUCUUCCUCCUCACUAUCAAGUUAAAGUUUCUUUCAAAUAUUGGAAGUAUAUCAUAACUUUUAUUUUAGAAUCGAUAGUUGGAAUGAUGAAUGGGUUUAUAUAUUCUUUGAUGAUAAAUUAAAAAAAGAAAAGUUUAAUUUGACUGAAGGUUAUCACGUUUGUGGUCUUUUUGGUGAAGAUUAUUUGGAAAAAAAUGUUACUUUUUAAAUCUAAAUGAUUCAUUCAUCAAAAUUUAUUUUCAUAAUAAUAACCUCAAAUUUAGAUUAAAAUGCAUAAAAUGUAAAACAAUGAAAAAUUUAGGAAUCAUGGGGGAUUAACGAUUUUAAAAUUGAAAUAUUGAAAUGCCCAAACGGAUGUAUGUAUUGUUAAGAUGAUAUAUUGCCCUAUGACUUUUGGAUUCAUUUUAAGUCAUUUUGGAUAACUCCAAGUGAGUUUGAUGAGUGGAAAAUAGAUAGUAAUUCAACACUUUCUUCAAGUGUAUGUGCUAGUCUUAAUAUAGCUGGAGGAUAUCUUAAAUUAGGAUCAAAUUAAACAGUUUAAAGUACAAUCUUUAAUUUAACUUCCCAUUUUAUUGUUUAAGUAGAAUUCAAAAUUUGGUUAUUUGGCAAUUGGGAGGUUGAUUAAUUUAUUCUUAAGCUUGACAAUUAAGAAUUAUUAAACGAACAUUUAAAUUAAUCAGCCCAUGAGAUAAAGUGUCAAGGAAUUAAAUAAAAUGUUAGCAUAUUAAAUUUUAGAGAUUAAAUGAAUCAUUCUUAAUCAUCUAUGGGAAUCACAUUUGCCACACUAUCAAAUUCAACUUAAAAUAAAUAUUGGGGAAUUAAUGCAUUUGAUUUAUAUAUCGGAAAAUGUUCAAUUAAUUGUGAAUAAUGCUACGGACCUGGGUAUUAAUAAUGUACUGCUUGUAUUAAGAUUGGGUACUUUUUAAAGGUGAAUGUAUUUAUUACAAUAAAAUUCCCCCCUUAACUUUCGAUCAUAUUAGCAUCGUUUAAUAACUAUCUAAGAUUUCCAAUAAUAUUCAUUCAAUAUAAUUAAAAAGUGAUUAAAUAGAUUAAGAAACCAUAAAAUAAGGUGAAAAUGAAAUCGAAUUUGAUUUAAACAUGUCCAUAUUAAACUUCGAAAUCUAAGCUUAAUGCAAAAAAAAUCUUAAUAUUCACAACUUCAUUCAAAUCUAUAUUAGAUACAAUAAUUAGCAGUAAUAUUUUCUUACUCGUAGCUGCCAGGAGAAUUUACCAACAAUUAAUAUUAAGACAAAUUUACUCUAAAAGUUUGAAUAAACUAAAUAAUUCUUACUUAAUUUAAAUGAAACAAGUGUUGAAUUAUAUUAACUAGUUAUAUUGGAUUAUUAACAAACAAAACUUUUAAUUCUCAGUUUGA